Molecule: messenger RNA, 942 nt
Organism: Castor canadensis (American beaver)
Lineage: Eukaryota; Metazoa; Chordata; Mammalia; Rodentia; Castoridae
Product: vomeronasal type-1 receptor 4-like
Biological process (GO): G protein-coupled receptor signaling pathway
Cellular component (GO): membrane
Molecular function (GO): pheromone receptor activity
Source: RefSeq, a predicted model, not a curated record
AUGGCCUCCAGAGACUUGACCAUGGGAAUCAUCUUCCUUUCCCAGACUGGACUUGGAAUCCUGGGGAACUCUGCCUUUCUUUACCACUUGCUCCUGACUGACUUCACUGGGAACAGGAUGAAACCUACAGAUCUGAUUUUUAAACACCUGACCUUGGCCAAUUUCAUGGUUCUUCUCUUUAAAGGAAUACCUCAGACAAUGGCAGGCUUUGGUCUGAAUUAUUUCCUUGAUAAUGUUGCUUGUAAACUUGUUUUUUAUUUCCACAGAGUUGCCAGAGGGGUUUCCUUUAGUUCUACUUCACUCUUGAGUAUCUUUCAGGCAAUCACCAUCAGCCCAAGUAAUUCUAGGUGGGUAUGUUUCAAGGUCAGAGCCCCAAAGAUAAUCAGUCCCUCUCUGGGUCUUUGCUGGGCCUUACACAUGCUGACAAAUGUCCUCAUUCCCUUUAAUGUCACUGACACAUGGAGUGGAAGAAAUCUUACUUGGAUGAAAGAUUUAGGGUACUGUGCUGUUGUAAAUACUAAGACACUGACUGGUAUGGUAUACUUGUUCCUAUUGGCCUCCACUGAUGUCAUGUGCUUGACACUCAUGCUGUGGGCCAGUAGUUCCAUGAUGUUUAUCCUGUUCAGGCACAAGAAGAGGGUCCAACACAUUCACAGGUCUUUUUCUCUUACGUCAUCCCCUGAGACCAGAGCCACACAAAGCAUCCUUACCCUGAUGAGCAGCUUUGUGCUUUUUUAUGCAACUUCUGUCUUCUUAACAAUGUAUUUGUCUGCCUCUGAUGGAGCCACUAGGUGGCUGGCUGACACCAGUGUAGCCAUGGCUUCAAGUUUCUCAGCCUUCUGCCCCUUUCUGCUCAUGAGCUACUACACCCCUGUUUCUAGGCUCUGCUCUACUUGCUGUUAUCCAGUGCCAAAUCAUUCUAACAUAGUCAGAGAUCAGUAA